Molecule: messenger RNA, 399 nt
Organism: Lactuca saligna
Lineage: Eukaryota; Viridiplantae; Streptophyta; Magnoliopsida; Asterales; Asteraceae
Source: the annotation of a GenBank genome assembly
AUGUUUAUGAACUUGAUGUUAUUACUGGAAGCUGAAAAAAGAAUUAGUGUUGGCAGCAGACAUAACUCUGCACUAGCAACACUUGAUGGAAUUGAUGUAAUGGGAAGCAAAUUAGCAGAUGAGGUGAUAUCUAUGAUAGAACGCAAUCCUAAAGUUGAAAAGAUAUCAUUUAUAGGUCACUCACUUGGUGGCCUGAUAUCAAGAUAUGCUAUUGCUAAGCUCUACACACAGAAUCAAACAUACCAAGACAGAUCUGGAAAAAUUGCUGGAGUUGAGGCUAUUAACUUUAUUACAGUUGCGACUCCACACCUUGGCUCAAGAGGACACAAACAGGUCCCAAUGUUCUGUGGAGUCAGAGGUCUUGAGAAAAGUAGAGUACCACAGUUCAGUGGUGGUUAG